This is a messenger RNA of Pelmatolapia mariae (spotted tilapia), 3773 nucleotides long. RefSeq names its product nudE neurodevelopment protein 1-like 1a (gene ndel1a). NCBI's taxonomy places the organism in Eukaryota, Metazoa, Chordata, Actinopteri, Cichliformes, Cichlidae. Gene Ontology annotation, molecular function: microtubule binding. The coding region runs from base 112 to 1119 and encodes 335 amino acids. Gene Ontology annotation, cellular component: kinetochore; kinesin complex; centrosome. Gene Ontology annotation, biological process: chromosome segregation; regulation of neuron projection development; microtubule nucleation. The record is from RefSeq and is a predicted model, not a curated record. The transcript is spliced from 9 exons.
AGCAGAGAUCAGCAGACGUUGGAGGGGACGGUCGGCCUCGGCAGCUCGGACAGCCGUGCAGGAUGGACCGAUAAACAGCUCUGUUCGAAGCGAUGUUCAGAUUUUUUUGCCAUGGAAAUGGAUAUGAUACCGAAAUUCUCCUCAAAAGACGAGGAAAUCGACUUCUGGAAGGCUCUUUCCCUCAAGUACAAGAAAAGCUGUGAGGAGGCUCAGGAGGAGCUGCUGGAGUUUCAGGAGGGGAGCAGGGAGCUGGAGGCUGAGCUGGAAGCACAGCUCGGCCAUGCCGAGCAUCGAAUGAAGGACCUGCAGUCUGAGAACAACAGACUCAAGAAUGAGGUUGAAACUCUCAAGGAGAAGCUGGAGCAGCAGUACUCUCAGAGCUACAAGCAGAUCUCCAUGCUGGAGGACGACCUCGGCCAAACGCGCAGCAUCAAGGAGCAGCUUCACAAAUACGUCAGAGAGCUCGAGCAGUCCAACGAUGAUCUGGAAAGAGCCAAAAGAGCAACUAUCGUGUCUCUUGAGAACUUCGAGCAGCGUCUGAACCAGGCCAUUGAGAGGAAUGCCUUCCUGGAGAGCGAGCUGGAUGAGAAGGAGUCGCUGCUGGUCUCGGUGCAAAGAUUAAAGGAUGAAGCCAGAGAUUUGCGGCAGGAGCUUGCCGUGCGAGAGAGGCAGGCAGACGUAACCAGGAUGUCCGCUCCGAGUUCACCCACACAGGACAACGUGAAGAUGGACACGGCUGUGCAGGCCUCCCUCUCCUUGCCGGCUACCCCACUGAGCAAAGGUCUGGACAACGCCUUUGCCAACCAAACAGUAGUGCUAUCAAAUGGCUAUGGCAGUAACUCACCUCUGACCCCCUCGGCCAGAAUAUCAGCCCUCAACAUUGUCAGUGAUUUGCUCCGGAAAGUUGGGGCUCUCGAGUCGAAGCUCGCCGCCUGCAGGAACUUUGCCAAAGACCAGAAAGCUCGGAAGGUGUUCGCUCUCGACAACAGCAACGCGCUGAAUGCAAACUACUCCCAAGCGCUCCAUACGUCAUAUUUUGAUAAAGCGACUGAGAUGGUCAUAUUCCCUGCAUUAAUUUGGGGUAAUUGUAGCUCCUUCACCUGUUAUGCGAGUGUGUAGAGGGCCAUGCAUGCUGCCGCUGCUCUUUAACAAGCUUCUUUUCCCAUCUCGUAGAAAUAAGUGUGGGCUAGAUAACCAUUUAGUGGUGGUGGCGUGGUGCUGCUGGAAUAAUCUCUCAACUCUAAAGUGACCUGAUUCAUGUUUUUCUUGUCUAUACUAGUAUAAAGUGUUUGUUUUCAGCUCCAGAUCUAACCAGUAAUGCUAUUAACAAAGUCAGUUUUUUGCCAUACCUUUUUAUUUGUUUUAAUUUAUGGCUGGAAGUCCCUCAGGAGAUGAUUCACGAGAGAAUCUUUGGUUAAAUCUUCAGUCGGAUUGAAUUUAUUUAGGGCGCUAACACCACCCACAUGGAUGUGUACAUAUUUAAGCAUUUAAUUUACAACAAACAUAAAAUGAAAACCAACAUCCUGAUGAAGAUGGGAAAUAUAGCCACAAGUGGCUCACGAAUCUUAUUAGUAAGCAGUACCUAAUAUGAGCUAAUAGACAUGGCUCAUCCUGGAGAAUUUCCAGGUCUGCUACAGAACACAUCCUGCAGUUUCCCAAGAGAAAAUGACCUCUCAAAGGAUGAGUAAAUUACAAACACAGUGACUGAUUUAGUAUAAUUAAAAUAGGCUGGUUUCUUUCUGUAUUUGUAUUAUUGUCAGGAAAGCAGGUGAAAAGCAUGCAAGGUAGUGUAGUGUCACCACAACAACAACUGGAGUACACGGAGUCUCGAUCAUCCUCUGAGAUCUACAUUUCUGGAGUUGUGGUGUGUUUUGGAGCAACAGUUGAGAUCCGUGGCAGAAAUAAAUAUGACACUGGGCACAGAAAUACCUGCUAAUAGGAUCCAGGUGUUGGUUUAUUGUUGUAUAUGAUGACAACGGUUUUGUUCAGCUUGAAUUUUUUUGCUCUACAUGCUUGUUGCCAACAGAGCCUUACUUGUGGCGACUGGCAGCGAGAGGAAGUGUAGUGUUUCUGCUGUGCGAGAGAAAUAUAAAUAGGCAGAGUAUGUGUGCACAACAAGGGCAUUGUCUGGGUGACUUAAGUGCAGGGAGGUCUUAUGAAGAGUACAAUCACAUUCAGCCAUUUUAUUAAGAAAUGACUUUAUACUUCAAUAAAUGAAGUUCCAAGAAAUCACCGGAGCUGCAAUAAAAGUCAUUUUGUUUCAAGAUCUAUUUAAAAAUGACAAGUAAAAAGUGUCAGGUGGUAUAAUUGACAAUACAUCGUAGUUAGGGUUGUAGACUUAUUUUUUAUUUUUUUGGCCUAAUUCAGACAAACUUUUGUAACUUUAUUCAGACUCUUCGUGGAAAAACUUUGUGUAACGUUGAUGCAGAAAUGUGCUUUUCCGUCGACACAGGAACUUGGAUACACAGAAACACCAGUUUGAUACCAGUAAAGAAAACUUCCACAAAAUGCCCAGCCCAGUCUUGAAAAUGUACUUUCACUGGCACUCCUCCAAAGCUCAUAUUUCUGUGCUUUUCAAACUCAUACCACACAGAGGAUGCCUUUCAUGCCCCAACUGUGACCCACAAAAGAACGCGGUGAAACCAGUUGGAUGACUGUGGGUGACUCUCCUGCUUCCUUCCCAGUUUCUGCGUUAAACUUUUAUUUUUAGCAGCACAUGCCUGUGUUUGCUAAUAGUGCCUCAUGUCUGCUAUGCAGCUGUUGUCCUGUGUGAGAUGAAGGGCGUUUGAUAAUGAGGACAGAGCCACCUCCCGCUGUGCCGGUCGGUGCUUCAACCUGUGUUGGCAGUUUUUGAUAAAGUAAAACCGACCGAAGCUUUGAAGCAAUCUGAUCUCAUUUUCCCUUAUUUAUCUACUGUAUUAUAGAUACAUUUUUACUUGAAUACAGUAGUUUAGUAAGUAUAUACUUAAGUCUCUUAUACUGAUUUAUAGCUCCAUAUUUUUAGUCUUGGACUCUACUAGAGUAGAAAAUAAUUUGUCUUUAUUUUAUACCGAGUAUUGAUGCAGCGUGUCUGUUCAUUCUGUCUCAAACAAGCUUUCAUUUCUUUAUUUAUUUGACAUCUUCUCCCUUUGGGGCCACCAUAACUUUGAGCCAAUUUUCUUCUAAUUGUGUGCAUCUUAAAAACAGCUGUCGGGAGGAAAUUAUAGGUGGAUGGGUAUAUAACAGGUAGAUGUAGAGAAAUCUUAAUCAUGUGUUUUAGAGCUACAUUAAAUAUUUGUACUGGGAUGAGAGAUACUGCUAUUAUUAUUUACAUUUCUACCAAAUUUAUAAAUAUAUUUGUAUUUAUGUUAGUUGUAGCACCUGACAUAGAAAGUGUGCCAGCCGACAUAUGUCAUGAAUUUAGCUGUUUUUAUCCAUAUUUAAGUGAAAGCUAAAAACCUUUUCAGCCAACCAGGUGGCCCUUUGAUUAUUGAUGAUUAUUACUUUUAUGUUUAUGAUUGAGAACAUACAGAUUAUUGGACACAUUUAUAUCGACUAUCUCAGCUGCUUUUAAAAAUAUAUUUGAUCUAUCUUUAUUUAUUUUCAUGACUGAUCAUUUUUAUUAUAUCUGAUUCCUGACUUUCAUGAUCUGGCACCAAUGGGCUUCCAUACUGACCACCUUGUUUGCAUUCAAAUUAAACGGCUUUAACUGUGUGGAGGCUUUGAUCGGUGGCUGGUAACGGGUGGAUUUGUGUAUCUGCUUCCGGGGACCUUUUGUUUCAAAAGUCUGUUUU